Choloepus didactylus (southern two-toed sloth) is the source of this 2652-nucleotide messenger RNA. RefSeq names its product ankyrin repeat and ubiquitin domain containing 1 (gene ANKUB1). The record is from RefSeq and is a predicted model, not a curated record. The transcript has 6 exons. NCBI's taxonomy places the organism in Eukaryota, Metazoa, Chordata, Mammalia, Pilosa, Megalonychidae. Gene Ontology annotation, molecular function: protein binding. The coding region runs from base 240 to 1874 and encodes 544 amino acids.
CAAGGUGGCUUUGACCACUGCCUUCAGCAAAGAAACAUUUUCUACAAUACACCUGCUGUCUGGGUUGCUUGGUACAGCCAUACUGUGGGACUUGUUUCCUCACAUUCUCUCGGCAGCUUUGAGGUUGCACAGAGACAAGUACUUCUGGUCAUCAUUUUUGUCCUUAAUUGUGAAUUAGACUUGUUGCUGCUACCAGCUGGAUCUUGGAAAAAAGAUUUUUUUGAGAAGACAAUUGCACAAUGAGGAUUUUCAUAGCCUUUGAGGGAUCUUUUGAACCAUUUGAUGUUUCAGCAGAUGAAACUGUGGAAGCUGUCAAGUUAAUGAUAAAGGAUUAUUUCCACAUCUCUCUCUCUGAGGACAAACAAGGCAGGCGGUAUCUGGAGUUAAUGUAUGCUGGAGCAGCUCUAAAGGACAGUUGGAGUCUUGCUGAUGUUGGAAUAUCUUUUUGUUCAACUCUCAAAUGCUUUGUUAAGGAAGAAGACAAGCCAACUCUCUACGUGUUCAAUGCUGUAACCCAAGAGACGAUGCCAAUAAUGGGGAGCAUUUCCCUUCUUGGUAAAAAAGUGUCUGAUCUGAAAACACUGGUAACUCUGAGAAGUGGCUUCCCCGUAAGUGUCUACUGUCUCCGCACCACUCAGGGCCUGGAGAUGUACGACUGCAACACCCUCAGGGACUACCAGAUGGAUAUUGGUACAACACUCCGCUUGGACGUCUGGGAUGGAUGGAAGGAAUUUCUGAUGGGUUGUCUUCUAGGACAAAAACUUAAAGUCCAACGUUAUUUAUCAGAAGAAGGACCAGUACUCAAGUAUCAGAAAAGGGUAGUUCUGUACAUCGCUGCCUUUUAUGGGUACAUUGAGCUCACUGAAUGGGCCCUGAAGCAAGGUGUGCACCCCAAUGAAGCAGUUGGUGUUCACCCCUAUCGAACAUGGUGCCAUGAAGCCCUUCAUGCAGAUGUCUCCAAAUGCCCCAUUCAUGCAGCUGCAGAAACGGGCCAACUGUUGAUUCUGAAGGCCUUUGUCAACUGCAGCGUGCUGUGCCUGGAAUGCAAAAAUGCAGCAGGACAAAUUCCCCUGACCAUCGCGCUCAAACACAAGCAUAAAGACUGUGUAUUAUAUUUGCUGAGUAAAACUUGGUCCACGGUUUCCUUUCCAAAAAUUUCAAUUUCUAUGAGGAUUUAUAUUAAAAUAAAUCAAUGGGUCCUCAGAGCUCAGAGACAUGGCCUUAAUAAAAGCCAACUUUAUGGAGGGAGGGUCUUUGGGGCAAGAGUUGGUGACAUCGUGGUGGUGGAUGGCUUCACCAAACCAAAAAUGACCUCCAGGAGCUGGCAUAAGGCUGGACAUAAGAACUCAAAAAGUACUACGUGCAAGUUACUGCCCCUCAGGGAACAAACUACAGGUAGGAAACCUGUCAAUCCUUUGACAAUUUCACAACAGGACACAAGAGGAGAAAAUUUCAAAUUUCCUCCACUGGUAGAUGCAAAUAAGUUUUCUGAAUUACAGAGUCAUCAACAAAAAAAUGAGAAAAAAAUUACUGCUACAGCUAGUAAAAAAGAAAAGCUAAUAAAAAACACAUAUCUCCCCCAAGUACCCCUUCCUCCCAUUUCAAGAGUGGGAUAUUCACACCCAUCGUUUUAUUAUGCAACUCCCAGUGCCGCCUUUUUACUAAGGUCCUCCUUCUCGUCUUUCUCGGAGCACAGUGGGAAGACUCCAAGAGAGAAUGCAAUCUUCUGCCUAGCUGUGGCAAGUGCCUUUAAAGAGAAACGAUGGCUUCAGCAGUUAGGAAUAGCAAGAGUCCUGGCCAAAAAGAGCAUUUCUAACCUGACUACCCAAGGAAGCCUGCCAGCAUGUAAAAACCUUCCAGAAAUUGUGCUUUGAAAAGUUAUGACAACCCCAGUUUGGGUGAAAAUCUGGCCAAAUAGGACAGCAAACCUCCACUUCUACUGCUAAUAUUUCUAAUAAUUCUAAUGCUAUCAUUUCUAUUCAUAGUUCAAAUGCCAACAGUUCUAAUGCUAUGCAACUAUCAACAGGGUAUUUAACAUUUAACACCAUGUUUUCUUGGACUAUAUCACCCUAUAUGAAAAUUUAUUUUUCUGCAUAAAAAGUGUGAGGAAGAAUACAUAAGAAACUGAGAAUAGAAGUUGCCAAUAGGAUGGGGAAACUGGGCAUAGGGAGAAGAAUGGAAGUCAGAAUUUUUACUGUUUCUUUUUGUUUUCCUGAGUGAUUUUUUUUAAUGCUUUUUGUUUUUAGCCUUAUAAAUGUAGUACAUAGUAAAAAAUUAAUACAUUUAAAAAAGUCUUUGUGCUUGUCAGACAUCUGUUUGAACGUCUGCUAAAACAUUAUUUUCCAUUAAUUGAGAUAAAUUUUACUUACAGUGAAUUGCACAGAUCUAAAGUGUAAAAUUCAACGGAUUAGACAAAUGUGUACAUCUGUAUAACCAACACCUUGAUCAAAGUAGAACACUUCCAUUACCCCAAAAGGUUCCUUUGGGUUCCUAUCCAGUAAAUCCCAACCCCCUCUAGGCAACUACUAUUCUGAUUUCUAUCACCAUAACUUUUUCCUGUUAUUCAAAUCCAAAUCAAUGGAAUCAUACAGUUGUUCACUUUUGUGUCUAGGUUCUUUUAUUCAACUUAAUGUUUUUAAAGUCAAUUAUAUU